AUGGGAGUUUCGCCGAUGAACAUCGAGAGAUACGUCGAGAAAAGAAACCAGUUUUCGAAAGAAUUGGAACAAGAUGAUGACACAAAACCACGGAAGAGGCGAAGAGAAGACGUUGAAGAUUCAGAUCUCCGAAAAAAGAUGGAUAGAAACUGUGAAUAUACAAAAAAGCAUACCAAAAAUAAGGAAAAUAUUACAAAAAAGAAGAAAUUAGAAUUGAUUGAAAAGACGAACAGAGUUGAAUUAUUAGAUGAAGUUAUCAAUAGAAACGAGCGCAUGGCAACUAAUUUUUUGAGUCUGAAUUCUAAAUUAGGAGGAACGGCAAAUGAAGUAUAUUGGAACACUUAUGAAGCACAUAAACAUCUGUUCAUUUCAAAAGUAAACGAAGUCAAAGAAAAUGAUAAUUCCAUUCUGAAAAUUCGGGAGCUAUUCAAUGAAAAAAAGAAGGAGUUCGAGGAGAAAUCAGAAAUGUAUGAAGAAUCAGCGAUAAAGGCAAAAAACCUUCCAGACAAAGAAAAGAAGAGAGCAACCAAUUCAGCAGGAUCGGCAAAAUCACGAGCAAAAGCAGAAAUGAUCAGCGCCGAGUUGGAUUACGAUGUUGCCUGUCUCAAUUAUAUCAUAUUUCAAAAAGAAUGGUUAUUCAAUUUAUCAAUGGAAUUCGCUAUAAAACAAAAGGAGGACCUUUACACUUCCGAACAAUUCUGUGUCCGCAGCAUUUUGGAUCGAGUAUUUGUCGCCUUAGGCGGUGUUUUUCAAACAAAGCCUACAUGCCGCGUGAAAGAAAAGAACCAUCUGCCAAAGGGUUCAGGAAUACAGUCUCCUGUCUACAAAAGCAAUCCAGCCGCUUGCGAAAAAGAGCUCCUGUCUCAAAACUCGCAUCGUAACAAUCUUAUUCAGGACCAUCCUGCUCAUACGAAUGGAGCAUUACCCAAAGGAACUCGCAUUGUUCUGUCACCAGGGAAGGAUCCACCACCUGAAUCCAACCGUACCAUGUCAUGUGAGCAUCUUCCAAAGGAUUCAAAGGAAUUUUUCGAGGAUUCGUCUCUACCGAAGUUUGCACCUUCACCAGAGCCAUGGGAUCUACCGUAUGAACCUGGAUCAUCGAUGAGUCUUCAUCCAAUGCCAAGCACAACUACAGAUGCUGAUGCACCGCCCCAUAUCUAUUCCUUCUAA
Molecule: messenger RNA, 1170 nt
Organism: Caenorhabditis briggsae
Lineage: Eukaryota; Metazoa; Nematoda; Chromadorea; Rhabditida; Rhabditidae
Exons: 7
Coding region: 1-1170 (389 amino acids)
Source: RefSeq, a predicted model, not a curated record